AUGUAUUGGCUCAGUUUACCUUGCAGGUUAUCCCUGAAACUUCCAGCCAUGUACGAAUUCAAAACGCUCGUUAAAUAUCUCACGAACGAUUUAACCGAUUUUGAUGCAGUUCACGAUUUCUGCACUGCGCGCUAUGCUGAACGAGGUGUAGUAGCCCAAGGCAUCACCGCGCGCAGUUUAGAGCUCUCAAACUUCGGCCCGAUCAGUGUAUCCUAUUUUUUUCUUUAUAGCCGGUCAAAAGUACGUAAAAUAUUUAAUGUGCUGCAUCAAAAAAAAUUAAUGCCUGCCCCCAACACUUGUGGCUCGAGUGAAGUGAGUGCUGUUGAUCGGGUUGGGGAGAAGGGGAGGGGGGGGCACCCAUCAAAUAAAUACAAAUCAAUGUAG
Messenger RNA from Cotesia congregata, 384 nucleotides. NCBI's taxonomy places the organism in Eukaryota, Metazoa, Arthropoda, Insecta, Hymenoptera, Braconidae. The record is from the annotation of a GenBank genome assembly.